Molecule: messenger RNA, 1637 nt
Organism: Lates calcarifer (barramundi perch)
Lineage: Eukaryota; Metazoa; Chordata; Actinopteri; Centropomidae
Product: protein quaking
Exons: 7
Coding region: 374-1306 (310 amino acids)
Biological process (GO): regulation of mRNA splicing, via spliceosome
Cellular component (GO): nucleus
Molecular function (GO): mRNA binding
Source: RefSeq, a predicted model, not a curated record
CUCCAGCUGCCAGAUUUGACGGUCCCCCUGCAGGUCUCGGUCUCGGUGAGAGAGAGAGUGGAGGAGCGGAGCGGACCGAGCGGUGGAACGACACCGCUGCUCGCCGAAAGACAGACGCUGAGACCCGGGGAGCUCCGGACAGAGAGCCGGGGGCAGAGCCGGUUCUCCUGUGAUCCGGAUCAGUUCAGCGGCCAGAGCAGAGUUUCAUCUUUAACUUGUGGGAUUUAAAGCAGGACGAGAGGAGCGCUCUGGGACCGGGUCUUGGUCCGGGUCUGGAUUUAUCUUCAUGGUCUCCACACUCAGAGGAGGUCCGUUCUGAUUCGGAUCCAGUUUUGGUUUUAGCUGGGUACAGUGUGUCGGUGUGAGUCAGACCAUGGUGGGGGAGAUGGAGGGGAAGGAGAAGCCCAGGCCCAGUCCGGAUUAUCUGAUGCAGCUCAUGAACGAUAAGAAGCUGAUGAGCAGUCUGCCGAACUUCUGCGGGAUCUUCCAGCACCUGGAGAGACUGCUGGACGAGGAGAUCAGCCGUGUGAGGAAGGACAUGUACAACGACACCCUGAAUGGUUCAGAGAGGAGCAGCGAGCUGCCGGACGCCGUCGGUCCAACCAUCCAGCUGCAGGAGAAACUCUACGUCCCUGUGAAGGAGUUUCCCGAUUUUAACUUUGUGGGGAGGAUUCUGGGACCUCGAGGUCUGACAGCAAAGCAGCUGGAGGCUGAAACAGGAUGUAAGAUCAUGGUGAGAGGGAAGGGCUCCAUGAGAGACAAGAAGAAGGAGGAGCAGAAUCGAGGGAAGCCGAACUGGGAACACCUGAAUGAGGAUCUUCACGUCCUCAUCACGGUGGAAGACGCUCAGAACAGAGCUGAGAUCAAACUCAAACGAGCUGUGGAGGAGGUCAACAAGCUGCUGGUUCCUGCUGCGGAGGGUGAGGACAGUCUGAAGAAGAUGCAGCUGAUGGAGUUAGCGAUCCUGAACGGAACGUACAGAGAUGCUAACAUCAAACCCUCCUCCCUUGCCUUCUCUCUUGCAGCCUCCACUCAGACUCCUCGUGUCCUCUCUGGCCCUGCCCCUGUCUUGGCCCCGCCCACCGCCCUCCGUACACCGGCCCCCACGGGGCCUGCACUGAUGCCACUCAUUCGUCAGAUUCAGACAGUGCUGCCCAAUGGAACGCCGGCUCUGAUGCCAGGGGCAGGGCCCGAGUCUGGUCUGAUCUAUGCAGCGCCAUACGACUACCCGUAUGCUCUGGCGGCGCCGGCCUCCAUCUUGGAGUACCCCCUGGACUCGGGUGGGGUGUUAGCCUCUGCCCACUAACCCCCUGACCUCUGACCUCUGACCCUGUCCUCACCCAGAGAUGACCCUGCUGUCAGCUGAUUGCUCGCCCCCUACUGCUCCUCUGGUUUCUGCAAUAAAACACCAACACACACACAGAGCAUCACUGCAGACCUGAACUGAAUCACUGCUCAGCAACAAAGAAGGUCUGACCCCCCUAAUCCCAACCCUGCCCCCGCUCACUUGCCCCCCCGUUGGAUGGCUCUGAUCCAUGAAGGAACAGAACGGAGGACAAUGAAGGUUCAGGUUCAGGAUCAGGUUCAGGUUCAGGAUCGGGUUCAGGAUCAAGAUCAGGUGAGGAGACGGGGGUCAG